AUUCUUGAAGAGGGUCUGGAUGUUCAAAGCUGCAAUCUCGUUAUUAGAUUUGAUCCAUCAGCAACAGUUUGUAGUUUUAUUCAGUCCCGUGGUCGGGCACGUAUGCAAAACUCAGAUUUUUUGUUAAUGGUCAGGAGUGGUGAUUCUUCUACACUUACUCGAGUGAAAAACUAUAUUGCUAGUGGAGACAUCAUGAGGGAGGAAUCAUUACGCCAUGCUUCCCUUCCUUGCGCUUCUCUUGACAGUGAAUUGUUUAAUGAGGUUCUCUAUCGUGUUCAAAGCACGGGAGCAGUUGUGACUCUAAGUUCUAGUGUGGCUUUGAUAUACUUCUAUUGCUCACGAUUGCCUUCUGAUGGGUAUUUUAAACCUUCUCCUCGUUGUGAAAUUGAUAAGGAUUUGGAAAUUUGCACGCUAAAUUUUCCCAAAAGUUGCCCAGUACAAACCGUUAGAGUUGAGGGUAAUAUCAAAGUGCUCAAGCAACUUGUAUGCCUAGAGGCAUGCAAGCAGCUUCAUCAGAAAGGUGCAUUAACUGAUAAUCUUGUGCCAGAUAUUCUCAUGGAAGAAGCCGAUGAACAAGAAUCCGGGUAUGAACCUUACGUUGAUGAUCAAGUGGAGUACUUCCCACCUGAAUUGGUUCAUAAUUGUACAAAUGAUUCUGUGAGGACAUACCAUCGCUACUUGAUUGUGCUCAAGCGAAAUUUUGAAUAUAAUAUCCCCCGGAUUUACAUAUCUGCCACUAAUGCCAUGAAGAAAGGCAUUUGA
Molecule: messenger RNA, 762 nt
Organism: Camellia sinensis
Lineage: Eukaryota; Viridiplantae; Streptophyta; Magnoliopsida; Ericales; Theaceae
Source: RefSeq, a predicted model, not a curated record